Molecule: messenger RNA, 513 nt
Organism: Helobdella robusta
Lineage: Eukaryota; Metazoa; Annelida; Clitellata; Rhynchobdellida; Glossiphoniidae
Exons: 4
Coding region: 1-513 (170 amino acids)
Source: RefSeq, a predicted model, not a curated record
AUGUCACCAAAGAUAGCAACAGAGCAUUUCCUCUCCUACACGGAAGGUACUCCUGGCGGAUUGUACUGCAUAGCGCAGGGAGGUUAUCCCAUUCCCACGUUCAACUUGCAGGUCGGAAGCAGGAUCAUCUGGGACGCGAAGACCGCCGUCAGGGUCACCAGGCUGGGAAAUGUUACCGGCAUGAAAGUGUUGUACCACACGACAUUUUAUUGGGUGGCCAACUUUGUAGCCACGCCUCAGAACGACGGCGAAGUGGUCAGAUGUUCGGUGAGCAUCAGUGGCAAGCACGUCAGUCAAAUCGAACGGAACAUAAGCGUGCUCUACGCACCUCUGAUAAGAUGCGACGAUUACGAGCCAACGGCCUACCUGAACGACAAAAAUGUUUUCAUCACGUGCCACAUCAAAUCCAAACCAGCCCUCAACGAACUCUACUGGGUAGUCGACGACCUAGGGACCAAGGUGCAUGAGACCAAACCCCACGAUGUCUUCUGGGUGCUUAUUGAGGUUCGUUGA